Cyclopterus lumpus (lumpfish) is the source of this 1688-nucleotide messenger RNA. It is a transcript of the gene ccdc170, whose product is annotated as coiled-coil domain containing 170. NCBI's taxonomy places the organism in Eukaryota, Metazoa, Chordata, Actinopteri, Perciformes, Cyclopteridae. The transcript has 8 exons. Bases 1 to 1557 code for a protein of 518 amino acids. The record is from RefSeq and is a predicted model, not a curated record.
AUGGAAAACUCUGAUGAGGUGGACCAGUCUCACGAGAGGGAGAGGCUGAAGAUGAGAAUUGCCGUUUUGGAUGAGAGUGUGAAUUCCUGUGAGGUGGAGUGUAAAGCCAGCAGAGAGACGGUGGUGAUGCUGGUGGCGGAGCUGGACCGGGAGAGGAGGAAGGCUGCCAGCAGCGUAGCGGCACUCGAUUCACUCAAAGGGGAGUUGGACGGCCUGGUGGUGGGCAGGAGGAGCGUCGAGAUGGAGAGGGGGACCCUCGUGGAGCGGCUCGACGCCAGCAAGAGGGUCGUAGAGGCAGCGAGGCGAGAGUCCCGUUGUCUGGAGAAACAGGUGGAGGAGCUUGAAAGGAAGCUCCAGUGGAGCCACGCGGAGACUCGGGCAGCGGAGGAGAAGCUGCAGGUGUUCCUGGAGAAAGUGUCGGCCCUGCUGCAGGGGAAGUCUGAGAAGGCCCCCCUGCUCACGGAGGAAGAGGUGUUACACGACCUGGAGAACGUCUGCAAUAAGUCUUUGUCAGAGAUGGAGGCCCGGCUGUGUCGCGUCUCCGAGGAGCUGAGCGAGCACGCCGACCUCCGGCACAGAGCCCUGCAGAGGGCUCAGCUCGCGGAGCAGCAAGUCCAGGACCUGAGGGAGCGGCUGCGAGGCCUGGAGACGGAGCUGAUGGCAGCAGACAUGCAGCGAGACGGGCUGAGGCUCAACAAACAGCACUAUGAAGAGUUUCUGGAGCAGCUGUCAGAGACCAUGAGGGUUGACGGUAUUGCUGUGGAUCUGGGCUUCGACAUGAGGCUGAAACUCAUCCUGUCCCGGACCGAGCAGCUCGUCAGACAAGAGGCAGCAGCUCUGGUGGAGAGCAAAAGUCUGACCUACAGUCUGCAGAGGAAGUUUAAGUCGCAGAAAGACCAACUCGAGAGCAAAGGACUGCACGUCCAGCUCCUGAGGAACAAGGUGUCCCAGCUGGAGGAGGAGAAGAGGAGCCGUUCGGCGUCGGCCGUGGGACGAGACGACGCUCAUCUGGAGACCCGGAGGCUGCAGAAGAAAGUGGAGCGUCUCCAAGGCGAGCUGAAGGCCACCAAGCUGUCCAACACGGAGCUCAAGGCCCAGCUGUCCCACACCAGUGAGCUCAAGCUGAAAGUCGUGGAACAGAGUCCGGCCACGCAGGAGCAGAGCAAGAGGCCGGCUCAGCUGGCCGAGGCGGAGAAGAAGCUGGACGCAGUGAGCGCAGAGCUGCAGAGCCGAGAGCAGAAGACCAGAGAGGACCAGCAGCAGCUCAACGCCCUCAGACGGAGCCUGACGCAGCUGUCUGACCGGGAGAGAGAGCUGCUGGACUUCCGGACGGUUGUUUCCCAGAUGUUGGGUCUGGACGCCACCGCUCUGGCUCUUCCGAGCUAUGAAAUCAUCAAAUCAUUGGAGGGCCUUCUUCACCCUCAUCAUCAUCAUCAUCAUCAUCAUCGUCAUGGUAACGUGCCCCGGCUCUGUACUCACCAGAGGCCUCUUCCUGCCAGCUCCUCUUUCGAUGUCUCUCCCUCCGGGUCUGCUCCCCUCCACGAAGCCCAGAUUUAAACAUCAAACUGCACUUAAAUAUUAAUGUUUUCUUGUAAUAAAACCUUAUCAAAUCAUAGAAAAACAUAUUUUCUUUUUUGGUGUGUUUCUCAGGUAAAGCUCAGUAUGAAUAUGACUCUUAAAAAAAAUGA